GAAAACAUGUCACAUGUAAAAUCAAAGAAUUCCCCAUUGUAUUGUUACUUACCUUGCACCAUCCGAACUCUUUAAGGAGCGGCUGCAUUGUGCGUAACACUACUCGUAAUUUAUAACGCUCAAUGUAUUUAUCUGGCCCGUGAUUUGCCGUUUAAUAUCGCAAUCGCAAUAGUUUAUCAGAAUAGUUCGUUGCUGGCCUAGGACAAGUGCACUACACAGAAAUGAGGGGCAAAUCUAUCACAGUCAACAGGUACGUAAAUAGUUAGAGAAUUAAAAUUCCUCGCAUAAAGUCCAUUUCACGCUACUUAACUUACAAUGAAUGAGCUUCGUAAUUAGUAAGAGACGGUUUCCUUGGUGUUGCAGACCUGACGCAAGAGUAUUUGCCGUAUAUAAUAGAAAAUAAAGAAAACAUUGAGAAUCUUCAGAUUCUUGACGCAAAAGAGAUACCUGGAUGCCGAGAUGGUGACAAUUUUAUGUCAGUUGUCAUUAGAACACAACUCAAAGGGAUCUUCAAAAACGGAAAUCCUUUUGAGAAAUCGGUGAUAACAAAAAUAUAUCCCAGUGGCAGUGAUAAAUUUGUCACAUUAGUCAGAAUGAGAGAUCUCUUUUGUAAUGAAGCACACUCAUAUGAAAAUAUUCUGCCUGCAAUUGGAGCCCAAUCAUUAGCGCCGGAAUGUUUUUUUGCCAAUUCAGAGAAAAUUAUUUUAGAAGAUUUAUCUCUUGAUAAUUUUUCCAUUUGUGAUAGACAACAUUUAUUAAAUUACGAUCACUGUCGGCACGUACUACAGGCCCUAGCUCAAAUUCACGCCGGUUCAUUGAAACUGAAACUCAACAAUCCCGAGUACUUCAGAAAUUUAAUAAAACCAAUAACAGAAGUGGUAUUCGCUGAAAAAUCAAAUAUCCAAACAAAAUUAUCCCUCGAGAGAAGUUUAAAUCACGCAAUUCAAAGUUUAGAAACAAUUCAACCGCCAACGGCGAACAGUGAAAAGUGUCUCAAGUUCCUAAAGAAAUAUCCAAAUAAAGUUUAUGAAAUUGUCAAGGCCUCAACAAUAGCCCACGGUUCAUAUGACGUUCUAAUUCAUGGCGAUGUUUGGAAGAAUAAUAUCUUCUUCUCGAAAAAUAAUCCAAACGAUAAUAAUAUGAGAGUGAAAUUUGUCGAUUUUCAAGCAAUGAGACACGCCUCAUUGGCAUUGGAUUUACACUAUUUUUUAUAUACGAGCGUUGAAUUAAAUGUUUUCGAUAAUCAUUACAAUGAUAUUAUGCAAAUUUAUCAUCGUGAAUUACUCAAUGAACUUAAAUCGUCAAUAACAAUGGAGCAUUACGAGGCGCUUAAUUACAAUUGGUUUGCGCGUGAAAUUGAAAAACAUGCGGCAUACGGUCUAUUUUUUGCCCUAAGUUUAGUGCACGUCAUAUUGGCCGAUGAUGGAACAAUAAAAAUUAGUGUCUCCGAAAAUGGUCAAGAACUGAAUACAAAAGUACCUUUUUCAACGCAAAAAACGAAAAGAAUAGAAAGAAUUGUCACGCAUUUUAUUAACACCUUUGGUGAUAUUGAUUAGUAGCAAACAUCAACAAUUUUUUUUUUUUUUUAAUGAAAAAUGGCUA
Molecule: messenger RNA, 1602 nt
Organism: Leptopilina heterotoma
Lineage: Eukaryota; Metazoa; Arthropoda; Insecta; Hymenoptera; Figitidae
Exons: 4
Coding region: 474-1556 (360 amino acids)
Source: RefSeq, a predicted model, not a curated record